Setaria italica (foxtail millet) is the source of this 1761-nucleotide messenger RNA. RefSeq names its product bisdemethoxycurcumin synthase. Bases 1 to 1761 code for a protein of 586 amino acids. The record is from RefSeq and is a predicted model, not a curated record. Lineage: Eukaryota; Viridiplantae; Streptophyta; Magnoliopsida; Poales; Poaceae. Gene Ontology annotation, molecular function: acyltransferase activity, transferring groups other than amino-acyl groups; chromatin binding. Gene Ontology annotation, biological process: polyketide biosynthetic process. The transcript has 8 exons.
AUGGAGGGAAAGAAAGAGGAAGGGCUUGCCGGUGCUGGGCAGCUCAGCCUUAUGGAGGGAGAGAAGGAGGAAGGGCUUGCUGGUGCUGGGCAGCUCAGCCUCAUGGAGGAAGAGAAGGAGGAAGGGCUUAUCGGUGUUGGGCAGCUCAGCCUCAUGGAGGAAGAGAAGGAGGAAGGGCUUGCUGGUGCUGGGCAGAUCAGUCUCAUGGAGGAAGAGAAGGAGGAAGGGCUUGCCGGGAGCAUUUCCAUGGAUGGAAGUCAGGUCAAAUAUGAAGCUAAGUCAGUUAGAGAUGGCGCAUGGUACGAUGUUGAUGCCUUCGUUUCUUCUAGGAUGUCUGAAUCAGGUGAACAGGAAGUAAUGGUCAAAUUCUCUGGAUUUGGAGUAGAGGAAGCUGAAUGGCUCAACGCUCGUACUUCUGUGCGACGUCGUUCUUUUCCAUUCAGGGCUUCAGAUUGUGAACUUGUGAAACUUUGGCACCAUGUACUUUGUUACAAGGAAACUGAACAGAGUGGCCUCUAUUUUGAUGCUCAAGUGCAUGGAAGGAAAGUAAAAGCGCAUGGUCCAGAAGAAUGUGAUUGCACAUUCCUUGUUCGCUAUGAGCAUGAUCAAUCCGAGCACCUACCAGAGACAGCGUGCCGAUGGCCCCGCGGCUAUACUGGCCAUCGGCACGGCAAACCCCGCGAACCGCAUCGAACAAGACGAGUUCACCGACUGGUACUUCCGUGUUACCAAGAGCGACCACCUAACCAAGCUCAAUGCGAAGCUGAGAAAAUAUCCGACAAAUCGGGCAUCACGAAGCGCCAUUUCUACCACACCGAGGAGACGAUCGGCGGCCACCCGGAGAUAAUCGACCGCGCGGCUCCGUCGCUUGGCGCUAGGCAGGGCAUCACCACGGACGCCGCCCACAACCUCGCCGCGGACGUGGCGUCGAGAGCGAUCGUGGCCUGGGGCCGCCCGGCGGCCGACAUCACGCAUCUUGUGGUCAGCACCAAUGCCGGCGCCCACGAGCCGGGCGCGGACCUCCGCCUGGCCGGGCUCCUCGGACUCCGGCCGGCCGUGCGCCGUACGCUGCUCUACCUUCACGGCUGCUCUGCUGGCCUCGCCGCUCUCCGCGUCGCCAAGGAUAUCGCCGAGAACAACCGCGGUGCCCGCGUGCUCGUGGCGUGCACGCAGGCGAGCAUCCUGCUGUUCAGUCCCCCGGACGAUGACCGCAUCGACCUCCUCGUCGCCAUGGCCCUGUUCGGCGACGGCGCCGGGGCAGUCAUUGUCGGCGCUGACCCGACCGGACCCAUCGAGCGCCCCGUCUUCCACAUGGUAUCCGCCUCGCAGACGACGUUGCCGGGCACGGAGCACGCCGUGGUGACGAAUUUUAGCGAGAGUGGCCUCACCAACACCAACCUGUCCGUCGAGGUCCCGAUGCUUGUCCGGGGCAGUAUAGAGCGGUGCCUGGCGGACUCGCUGGCGCCGCUGGGCCUCCCUGACGCCAGCAAUGGCGGCUGGAACGGGCUCUUCUGGGCGGUGCACCCCGGAGGCCGCGCCAUCCUGGACAGCUACGAAGCCGCUCUCGGCCUGGAGCCUCGGAAGCUUGCGGCCAGCCGGCACGUGCUGAGCGAGUACGGCAACAUGAGCGGUGCGACGGUCAUCUUUGUUCUCGACGAGAUACGCCGGCGCCGUCGUCGCCAAGAUGACUCCGAGAAGGACUGCCAAUGGGGAGUCAUGUCGGGGCUGGGGCCUGGACUCACGAUCGAGACACUAACCUGA